Molecule: messenger RNA, 3303 nt
Organism: Rotaria sp. Silwood1
Lineage: Eukaryota; Metazoa; Rotifera; Eurotatoria; Philodinida; Philodinidae
Source: the annotation of a GenBank genome assembly
AUGGAAAGUGAAAUAAUCCAAAUGAAUACAGUACAACAUCAACAAGAUGAAAAAGAUGAUAGUGGAAUUGAACAAGAUAAUAGUUUUAUUUAUAUUCGAAUAGCUGUUGAAGAUCAUAAUUUACAAAAAGUUCUCAAAUUUAAUUUGGAUGAUACUAUAUGGAGUGCUAAACAAAAAGUUUUACAAGUUCUUGUUCGAGAAUUAAUUGAUGGUUUAAAUUUUGGAUUAUAUUUACCACCAUGUAAUGGUCGAGCAGGAAAAUUUCUUGAUGAAUCUCGUUGUCUUAGAGAAUAUCCAUUAAGUGGACCUGUUAGUUAUCUUGAAUUUAAAUAUAAAAGACGUGUUUAUAAAGCAAUUCAUCUUGUUCAGAAAAACAUUAAUUCCAAAGUUAGCACAAAAAAAUUUAUCGAUUGUAUCAAAACAAAUCAAGUUUCAAAAGUUUCUCGAUAUUUAGAAAAAGGAUUUGAUCCAAAUAUUUAUAUUUCUAAUGAUGAAACUGCAUUAUCAUGUGCAUGUAUUGAUUUAAUUGAACCACGAUCAAUGAUUAUGACAUUAGUUAAUGGUGGUGCUCAUUUAGAUUUUCGAACACGUAGUGGUGGUUUUACACCACUUCAUAAAUCUGCAAUCCACAAUCGUAAAGAAUCUAUUGUCACUCUUCUUGAACUUGGUGCAUCACCAAAUGUCUAUGAUGAAAAAGGUUUAACACCUCUUUAUCAUACAAUUUUAAAUAAUCGAAAUGAAUUAAUAAAUGAUUCAUCAUAUUGUUGUCUAUUAUUAUUACAAGAUCAUUCAAUUGUAAAUUGUCAUGAUGAUUAUUUAUCGACUGAAUUACAUCAAGCAUGUCGUCUUGGUCUUGUUCAACAUAUUGAACAUUUACUUUUCUAUCGAGCUGAUAUGAAUGCAACUAAUAUAGCUGGUAAUACUCCAUUACAUAUAUGUGCUGCAUCAAAUCAAGAAGCUUGUGCUCGUGUAUUACUUUUUCGUGGUGCUGACACAACAAUUGUAAAUAAAUCUAAUCAAACUCCAUAUGAACUUGCAUUAGUAUCUCAAAAUUGUACAAUUGCAACAAUAAUUCAAUCUCAUAAGCCAAAUCAUGUUGUACCAUAUCGAGAAACACCAUUAAUUAAUCCAAAACGUCGUUCUAUAUAUAUUGAAAAAGAUAAAAAUCGAACACGAUCAUCAUCAACUACAACACCAUCAUUAUCAUUAACAAAUCGAUCACAAAGUAUGCCAAAAUUAAAUAGUAUUAAUAUUUUACCUCGAAGUAAUUCACCAUCAAAUGAAAAUCUUUCUCAACAACAUCCAUCAAGUCGUAGUUCAUCACCAAAAUCAUUUAGUGUUAAUAGUGAUCAUGGAAUUGGAAGUGAAUGUACAUCACAUUUAUCAUCAAAUUCUCCAAAUGCGAUUAAUGGUUGUUAUGUAUAUAAACGGAAACGUUUAUAUGCAGCAGCACCCGGUCGAAAAUGUAUGUGUAUUAAAUCUUAUCGAACAAAUUCAUCUGGAGAAUUAUCAUUGACAAAAGGAGAUAUUGUUGAAAUUUUAAGUGUUGGUGAACAAGGAUAUUUAGAAGGAAGAUGUAAAAAUAUUGAAGGAUGGUUUCCGAGUAAUCAUGUUCAAGAUAUUUGUGUUCUUAAUAAUGGUGACAUGACAAAUGACGACACAAUAGUGAUUAGUCGUGAUGCUUUAUCCGCCUUAAUGAUAAAUAAUGACACAUAUACACCACGUACUGUUGUUUUACAACGAGGAAAAAAAGGUUUUGGCUUUGUUCUUCGAGGUUCACUAAUUACAGGAAAAUUAUUUCAACCAACACCAUCAUUUCCUGCUCUUCAAUUUCUUGAUAGUAUUGAACGAGGAAGUAAUGCUGAUAAAGCAGGUCUUAAAAAAAAUGAUUAUGUUCUUGAAAUCAAUGGUAUUAAUGUAACUUCUAUGCCACAUGAAGAAUGUGUUAAUUUAAUAAAACGAGCUGGAGAUACAUUAGCAUUAAAAAUUGUAACAGCAAAUAUAUCAUCAACAAUCCAUUCUAAUCAUGAUUCACAAUCACAUUAUACUAAUUUUCAAUCAUUACCUUAUCGACGUAAAGCACCCCUUCAUCCCAGUUUUGAAAAACCAUUUGGUGAAGAUCUUGAUCGAACAUUAGCAGAAUAUGAAUAUGGUAGUAUGUCUGAAGCAUAUGUAUCAAUAUCAAAACGACCAAUUGAAAAUAUUCGUAAUGGUUGUUCAUCUCUUCGUAUGAAAAAUAAACCAAUUGUACCUGAACGUGAUUCUUCACUUUAUGAUUUUUUUACUAAUAAUCAAAAUCAACAAGUUUAUAAUAGAUUUCAACCACUUAUACCAGCAAUAAGUGUACCAAAUUUAUCAUCAAUAACAAAUAAUCGUUGUAAUUCAAAUUCAUCAUCAAAUGAAGCUGAUGAAGAAUUAUCUUUAUCAUCAAUGAACAGUAAUCAAAUUGUUACAACAACAAAUUUAAUUGAAGAGAAUGGAAUUGGAAUUUAUAUGACACCAUCAUUAUCUCUUAGUACAACGAAUAUGUCAACAUUUAAAACAACAUCAACUAAUCAUUUACCUUCGAAACCAAGUGAAAUUAAAAGACGAUCAAAUAAUCGAAAACAAAUUUCAACAACAGUUAAUUUAAAUAAUAAUACUUUAUCUAAAACAAUUGAGAAUGAAACUUCUAUUCCACCACCACCACCACCAUUUCCAACUGAUUUUGAUUCGAUAAAUAAAAUAAUUGAACAUCAACUUUCACCAACAACAGAACCAAAACAAAUCAAAAUUGAACCGGUUGUAACAACAACGAAAGAUGAUUUUCAAAUGCAAAUUGAACAAGCAAAAAAUCGUUUGAAAAAGAUAAAUAUUGAAACAUCAUCAAAAACAAAUAUUUUAUCAUCAACAAAAUCAAAUGUACCGAGCAAAUCAUCACAUCAAAAUAAUUCUACUAAUUCGAAUAAUUACCGUUCACCAAGCUUUUAUAACCCACCAGAAUUAAAAAACAUUAUAAUCGAAGACAAAACUCCUUCAAAUGGAUUUCCUCCUCCUCCAUCACCUGGUACUCUUCGUCGUUCAGCAACCACAACAAUAACAGCAACAUCUAUACAAAAAACAUCUGUAAUCGAUCCUCGAUUAGAUGUUAAUUUUUCUUCUGUAAUUGCUCAACGUGCAGCAGCAUCAAAAGCUCGUCGUCACGAAAAUCCAAUAGGUAUUGAAUAUAAUUCCAAUGGAUUACCACCAUCAACAACAUUUUAUAAUAAUUGUAUUACAACAAAUGGAAUUCAAACAAAUACUAUUCAUCAUCAUCAUUAUUGA